AAUCCAGCAACAGCAUAUAUAAAUGCGACCACGAUAUUAAAUAACUUAUCUUAUCAACCUGUUUCCAAACAUCAGUUUCUCUUUUGACUAGUGAUCCUGAAACAUGGUACACGUAACGCUAUUGUGUAGCUGGCUAUUUCUGCUCGUCAACCUUUCUGCCAGCAGUGAUGUUUUCACUGCGACAACUUGGGAAGCACCGUUAGGAUGGUGCCUCGCUAACACCGGUCAAGUGUUCACUGGAGAUUUCAAUGGAGAUGGUCGCCAAGAUAUGCUUUGUCACAGUCCUAACAACGGCCACAAAUGGAUAUACUAUGCACGUGGUGAUGGUACAUUCAAUGGCGACACAUGGGAUUAUAGCAUGGGAUGGUGUUAUCACACCGGAGCUCAACUCUUUUUGGGCGAUUUUAACGGUGAUGGUCGUACUGAUUUGCUGUGCCACGAUACCACUGGCUACAAGUGGGUGGCGUUGGCCAGUACUAGUGGUACCUUCUCGAGUACAUCUUGGGAAGCUGGUUUGGGAUGGUGUUGGCACAGUGGUGCUCAAUUGUUCAUCGAUGAUUUCAACGCAGAUGGUCGGAGUGACAUGUUGUGCCAUGAUGGUUCCGGGUACAAGUGGAUCUCCUAUGCCAAUCAAGAUGGAAGUUUUCCGGGGACAAGUUGGGAACGAGCGAUGGGUUGGUGUUUCCAUAGUGGUUCCCAGCUAUUCACCGGUGAUUUCAACGGAGACAGAAGGGCUGAUUUGCUCUGCCAUGACUCAACGGGAUACAAAUGGGUGGCGUUAGCAUCCUCGAGUGGCACAUUUACUAGCACGUCGUGGCAAAGUGCUCUUGGUUGGUGCUACCAUAAUACCGCAAAACUUUAUAUCGCCGACUUUAACAAGGAUAAACGCGCCGACAUGCUCUGCAGUGAUGGUAAUGGUUAUAAAUGGGUAGCAUUUUCUACACCUGCCGGUUAA
Molecule: messenger RNA, 955 nt
Organism: Anneissia japonica
Lineage: Eukaryota; Metazoa; Echinodermata; Crinoidea; Comatulida; Comatulidae
Exons: 3
Coding region: 104-955 (283 amino acids)
Source: RefSeq, a predicted model, not a curated record